Molecule: messenger RNA, 1292 nt
Organism: Magallana angulata
Lineage: Eukaryota; Metazoa; Mollusca; Bivalvia; Ostreida; Ostreidae
Product: procathepsin L-like
Exons: 8
Coding region: 160-1152 (330 amino acids)
Cellular component (GO): lysosome
Molecular function (GO): cysteine-type endopeptidase activity
Source: RefSeq, a predicted model, not a curated record
AAUAUUGAAAAUAUUAGCAAAAACCAUACUAAAAUACAAUAUGCAAAAUAUAUUCCCGUCACGUGACACCAUCUUAUCACAUGACCACCUCGUGGAAUCCCCUGCACUUUGUUUCCUAUCUUAGCGGGGAAGAAGACGCUUUAUCUCCAGAUCUACAAGAUGUUGCGCGUUGCUGUAGUAGCGGCUCUGGUUGCGGUGUGCUUCGCCCGACUACCCAAAUCCGAGUUGGACUCAGAAUGGCAACUGUACCUUAAGGCUCAUGGAAAGCAGUAUGGAGCGGAAGAGGAAGCUAGAAGGCGUGUGAUCUGGGAGGGUAACCUGGACUACAUUGAGAAGCACAAUCUGGCCGCCGACCGCGGGGACUACAGCUUCUGGCUGGGAAUGAACGAGUAUGGAGACAUGACCAAUGAGGAGUUCCGUAGUACCAUGAACGGCUACAAGAUGAGGAACGGCACUAGCCGCGGAUCUCUUUACCUCCCUCCGUCAAACAUCGGGGAUCUUCCCGACACGGUCGACUGGAGACCAAAGGGAUACGUCACACCAAUCAAAAACCAGGGUCAAUGCGGGUCAUGCUGGUCUUUCUCCGCCACAGGGUCACUGGAAGGUCAAACUUUUAAGAAAACUGGCAAGCUGCCAUCUUUGUCCGAACAAAACUUGGUUGACUGCUCUCAAAAACAAGGUAACCACGGUUGCCAAGGCGGUUUGAUGGAUGACGCUUUCCAGUACAUCAAAGACAACAGCGGGAUCGACACCGAGUCCUCUUACCCUUAUGAAGCCAAGAACGGCAAAUGUCGUUUCAACGCCGCCAACGUAGGAGCCACAGAUAGUGGAUUCACAGAUAUCAAGAGCAAGAGUGAAUCAGAUCUUCAAAGCGCCGUUGCUACCGUCGGCCCCAUCUCUGUUGCCAUUGAUGCCAGUCACAUGAGCUUCCAGCUCUACAGAUCCGGGGUAUACCACGAGUUUUUCUGUAGCGAGACCCGAUUGGAUCACGGCGUGUUGGCGGUAGGAUACGGCACAGAGAGCGGCAAAGACUAUUGGCUGGUUAAGAAUAGCUGGGGAGAGAGCUGGGGACAGAAGGGGUACAUCAUGAUGUCCAGAAACAAGAGAAACAACUGUGGAAUUGCUACCUCUGCCAGCUACCCAACUGUGUAAACGUCAGCAAUGUAGUAUACCAAGGGACGUUAUUCUUCUCGAAAGGGAAAUAACUCGAAUAUAGGAAAAAGAAAUUAUUUUUGUAUUUUUUGUAUUAAUUUUGUACGAAUGAAUUGAAAUAAAUUUAUUUUAAAACAACA